AAUGCAGGGAAGGGGAAGUUUGGAGGAGGCCUCAGAGGAAACUGGAGGGCACAGGGGAAGCAGAAGAGUGCUGAGACCUGGGACCUGGUGUCUCCCUACGGCCACCCGCAUCUCCUGAGCUAUGAGCCAAGCCAGGGAUUUCCAGGGAGGAAAAGCUUUCGGACUGCUGAAGGCCCAGCAGGACGAGCGACUAGAGGAGAUCAACCAGCAAUUCCUGGAGGACCCCAAAUACAGCACUGAUGAGGACCUGCCCUCCAAACUGGAAGCCUUCAAGAGGAAAUACAUGGAGUUCGACCUGAACGGAAACGGAGACAUCGAUAUCAUGUCCCUGAAGAGAAUGCUGGAGAAACUUGGGGUCCCCAAGACCCACCUCGAGCUAAAGAAAUUAAUUGGAGAGGUGUCUGGUGGCUCUGGGGAGACGUUCAGCUACCCCGACUUUCUCAGAAUGAUGCUGGGCAAGCGAUCUGCCAUCCUGAAAAUGAUCCUGAUGUACGAGGAGAAAGCGAGAGAACAGGAGAAGCCAUCCGGCCCCCCAGCCAAGAAAGCUAUCUCUGAGUUGCCCUAAUUGCAGAGUGGGGUGUGUGUGUGUGUGUGUGUG
Messenger RNA from Chinchilla lanigera (long-tailed chinchilla), 598 nucleotides. RefSeq names its product allograft inflammatory factor 1 (gene Aif1). Lineage: Eukaryota; Metazoa; Chordata; Mammalia; Rodentia; Chinchillidae. Gene Ontology annotation, molecular function: calcium ion binding; actin filament binding. Bases 122 to 565 code for a protein of 147 amino acids. The record is from RefSeq and is a predicted model, not a curated record. The transcript is spliced from 6 exons. Gene Ontology annotation, cellular component: actin filament; ruffle membrane. Gene Ontology annotation, biological process: ruffle assembly; actin filament bundle assembly.